AUGGAUAGACUCAAACACAUCGCAAGCGAGACCCCUAGCACCUCGAACCAAAGAAAUUCCGCCACGACAACCGGUGGCCAGCACCCCACUUUCACAAAGAAGCAGUUUGAGAAUGCAAUCCAGCGCGUGCUGGGCCAGGCCGCACCCGCCCAGGAAAAGCCAACUGAACUUGUUGUUUACGAGACGGCCGCCGAAUCAGCUUUCAAGAAGAUCCUGACACCUUCGGCGCCCACGGAACAAGUGCACGAGGUGGACUGGUGCGGUGUUCAAAAGCCCAAUAAGGAGUUUCACUUGGUCCGAGUCGGAUCGACUGACUUUGGAAAGUUGAGGGCGAAGGCGGGGAGCGAAGACUAUCGAAGCGGACAUGGCUUGGUGCACUACGGACAUGGCUUAGUGCACGACGGACAUAGCUUGGUGCACUAUGGACAUGACCUUGACACAAGCGGCGUGUUGAGGGUCGGUGAUUCCGAGAACAGAACAGAAGAGGAGGACUGGGAAGAAAAAGAGGGCAAAGUUGGACUCGGCUACAAGAAAUACCUCGCCAAAAACAAGCUGCGGCCGGCAGUCGGGUCCGAGAUUCCCAGCGGUGUUCCCAUGUCGGCUCACGUGCCGGAGAGGGGUGUUAUGACGCCCUACUGCUUCCAAAAUUGA
This is a messenger RNA of Lasiosphaeria miniovina, 651 nucleotides long. RefSeq lists its product as uncharacterized. The record is from RefSeq and is a predicted model, not a curated record. Bases 1 to 651 code for a protein of 216 amino acids. NCBI's taxonomy places the organism in Eukaryota, Fungi, Ascomycota, Sordariomycetes, Sordariales, Lasiosphaeriaceae. The transcript is spliced from 4 exons.